CACCGGCAGAGCGAGACAGACGGCGCCAGAGGAGAGAGGCACGUUGUUAGUGGCAUUUCACGUCAUUUCUUUCGUCAAAAUCAGACAGUUUCUUCACAAAGAAAGAACAAAAGUGAGGAGGAUCCCCAAACGACACCGGGGAGACAUGCAGCCGGCGGCGAGACUGACUUUGCCGCUUCUUCUAGUGGUUUUGACAACACAAGGCUGCUUCUCCUCCAAAGCCGAGGACCGGCUGUUCAGGAAACUGUUCAGAAGAUAUAACCAGUUCAUCAGACCCGUGGAGAAUGUCUCUGACCCCGUCACCGUGGAGUUUGAGGUUUCUAUUUCGCAGCUGGUCAAAGUUGAUGAAGUGAAUCAGAUCAUGGAAACUAAUUUAUGGCUCAGACAUAUUUGGAAUGACUACAAGCUGCGAUGGGUGCCCGCUGAGUUUGACGGCAUUGAGUUCAUUAGAGUUCCAUCAAACAAGAUCUGGAGGCCUGACAUCGUUCUCUACAACAAUGCUGUAGGUGAUUUCCUUGUGGAGGAUAAGACCAAGGCUCUGCUGAAGUUUGAUGGUACCAUCACCUGGGUUCCUCCUGCCAUUUUUAAAUCCUCCUGCCCCAUGGACAUCACCUACUUCCCCUUUGACUAUCAAAACUGCUCCAUGAAGUUUGGCUCCUGGACUUAUGACAAAGCCAAGAUUGACCUGGUUCUUAUUGGGUCCAAGGUGAACCUGAAAGACUUCUGGGAGAGCGGUGAGUGGGAAAUCAUCGACGCUCCAGGCUACAAGCAUGAUAUCAAGUACAACUGCUGCGAGGAGAUCUACCCCGACAUCACAUACUCCUUCUACAUCCGACGCCUGCCGCUCUUCUACACCAUCAACCUCAUCAUCCCCUGCCUCCUCAUCUCUUUUCUCACAGUGCUGGUUUUCUAUCUCCCAUCUGACUGUGGAGAGAAGGUCACGCUCUGUAUCUCCGUCCUGCUCUCCCUCACUGUGUUCCUGCUCGUUAUCACAGAGACCAUCCCCUCCACGUCGCUGGUCAUCCCUCUCAUUGGCGAGUACCUGCUCUUCACAAUGAUCUUUGUCACGCUCAGCAUCGUCAUCACCGUGUUUGUGUUGAACGUACACUACCGCACGCCGAUGACCCACACCAUGCCGGGCUGGGUGCGCUCUGUGUUUCUCAAAGCGCUGCCAAGGAUUAUGCUGAUGCGGAGACCGACGGAUGAAGACAGCAGGACUGGGGGGUUGGACAGCAGUGGGGAGGCAGGAGGAGCUGGAGGGGGAGGAGGAGGUGGAGGAGGGAAAGGAGGGAAGAAAAGGAAGAAUAGCUUGAUGCAGCAGGUUGGAGGAGGAUCUCUCAACUGUCUGGAGUUUGUAGACAGCAAGAUGUCUUCUCUGGAGGGCUGUCCUGGAAAAAAAUGCCCAUGUCCUUGCCAGCAUGGGAAGGAGACCCCUGAUACACCAAACACGGGGAAGAUGUCACGCCAGCUGAGUCUACAGAGCAUCAACACAGUGGUGGCCUUUUCCAUGGUUUCACCUGAGAUUAAACAGGCGAUCGAGAGCGUCAAGUACAUCGCUGAGAACAUGAGGAGCCGCAACAAGGCCAAAGAGGUGGCAGAUGACUGGAAGUACGUUGCCAUGGUGAUUGAUAGAAUCUUCCUUUGGGUGUUUGUGACUGUGUGCGUCUUAGGAACCGUUGGACUCUUCCUCCAGCCACUUUUUGGCUUUUUCUCAUAACCUUUGCUGCCACCCUGUGUUGACCAAUGCUGAACAAGUGACUAAGCGUCCAUUCAAAACAAGAGUUUUGAGUCCUAAAGCACAAUCUGAUGUGCUGGUUUUGCAGAAUACAGUAACAACAGACACGGGGAGGUUGCUAAACUAUGUGACCGACACAAAAGUUGUAACUUCAUACUUCUUCAGGCUGCUCAUUUUAUGAGAAAAUCGUUGCAGACACUGCACUCUCACACUCACAGAAAGCAAGGGAUAAUAAUACCUGCACAGAAACACCUCAUUUUUUUCCAUUCGUUGUCAGUUUGAACUAGUUUAAGAAAAUAUUCUGAAUUGCAGAUUCUGAGUUUACAACUAUUUGCUUGGAUCAUCAAUUUGCAUUUGGAAUCAGUGAAGAUAAACUUAAUGCAGUUAAAUACUUGAUUAUAAUAUCAUUUUAACUCACCAAAUUGCAUAAAUAUCACUAAAGACACCAUUGCUAUCUGCUUCCCCUUUCAGUCAUGUGGUGUAUAUAUAGUACCAUUGUAAUGCCAUAUUGUACAAUUAUCAAAAACAGAGGGCAGUUACUGCAACCGGGCCAUUAGAGGGGCAAAGUCAUGACGGUACAUCCAGGUAAACUUGUUCCAGUAGCUUCAGUGAGUCAUUCAGCCAUUCUUUCAUUGAUUUGUCUGGAAAAUGCAAUGCUUAUUCUCUCUAAACAAAUUAACUAUUAAUGUGGUUUCUAUGUAACACAAUAAUAGUCAGUAACUUGUCUUUGGAGACAUGUCUAAGCAAUUGGUUUAUGGGAAAGUGUGUUCAUCGAUGGCUGCUAAAAUGUCAGUAAAGGCUGCUAAGACGUUCAAUAAGCAUUUAUAAGCAAGUUUUGCUUUGUUUUGUUUUGUUUUCAAGCCAGUGUAAAAACUAGUACUCACUUUAGUGUUAAUGCAGGCUCUGAUCUGAUUUCUUAUUAUUUUCGAAAGAAAAACCAGGAGUUCCAGUUUUACUUUGACUCUCUUGACUCUCUACUUUGGUUUGUAGCACCAGUUUGUAGCUUUUGCAAGGUGUACAUGCCUUCUCUAUUUCUAUGGCAUAG
Messenger RNA from Solea solea (common sole), 2780 nucleotides. RefSeq names its product cholinergic receptor, nicotinic, alpha 6 (gene chrna6). Lineage: Eukaryota; Metazoa; Chordata; Actinopteri; Pleuronectiformes; Soleidae. The coding region runs from base 146 to 1717 and encodes 523 amino acids. Gene Ontology annotation, molecular function: transmembrane signaling receptor activity; acetylcholine-gated monoatomic cation-selective channel activity. Gene Ontology annotation, biological process: regulation of membrane potential; chemical synaptic transmission; nervous system process. Gene Ontology annotation, cellular component: neuron projection; postsynaptic membrane; synapse. The transcript is spliced from 8 exons. The record is from RefSeq and is a predicted model, not a curated record.